This is a messenger RNA of Lethenteron reissneri (Far Eastern brook lamprey), 3785 nucleotides long. RefSeq lists its product as uncharacterized. Gene Ontology annotation, biological process: endosomal transport; vacuole organization. The record is from RefSeq and is a predicted model, not a curated record. Gene Ontology annotation, molecular function: ATP binding; ATP hydrolysis activity. NCBI's taxonomy places the organism in Eukaryota, Metazoa, Chordata, Hyperoartia, Petromyzontiformes, Petromyzontidae.
UGGGAGCGGACGAUUGACGCCACGACGUUCCGGCGACGUUGAGGCGACGUUGGGUGACAGUCACGGCCUGAGCCACGCCCCUUAGCAACGCCCUGAGCCACGCCCCUACGGUCUGUGAGUGGGCCAGAUGGCGGAGCUGCCGAUGAACCCCGACUGCACGCUUCGGGAAAAAUAUCGAGAAGUCGACUUAAUAAUGGCUCUGGUGGCAGAGGAAUGCAACAAGCCAACUCCAAGCAGAAGCAUGAUGCUGAGCAGAUGUCAAGUCGGGAUUGAGCUGGUUGACAACCUCAUCGAGGCUGAUCAUUCUCCAGGACGAAGAACGUCCCUGGUUGUUUUGAAACAAUUCUUAAAACACAUUCUCACUAUUACGUCAGCGAAGAAAGAUAAUCUCGACAAAAGUAAGCCGUGCGCAAAGCAAGACAUCUCAAAACAAACAAGUGCAGACGCUGAUUCCAGGCGGCAGGCUAUCGAAGGCAUGGCCAUACAGCAGAAGACCAUCUCCUUCGAAAACAUUUCGGGGCUAAACGAAGCCAAACAGAUCCUACGAGAAGCCAUCACUUUCCCCGAUCUUUACCCACAUUUCUUUAAAGACGGUCUGAAACCUUGGAGAUGCAUUUUACUUUAUGGUCCUCCUGGGACAGGGAAGACGUGUCUUGCCCUCGCGAUUGCCCUGGAGAUUAAGGUGAAGUUUUACUCUGUCUCCAGCUCAGACCUCGUCUCCAGCUUGUUUGGGGAAACGGAAAAGAUGAUCAAGGCGCUAUUUCAACAAGCCAGGAGCCAGCAGGGAAAAUGUGUGCUGUUCAUCGACGAGGUGGACAGCCUGUGCCGCAAGCGCAAGAGCAGCGAGGAGGAGCACGUGCGGCGCAUCAAGACGGAGCUGCUGCGCCAGAUGGAGGGCGACUGCACGCACGCAGUGGGCGAUCGCGACAAGCUCUUCCUCAUCUGCGCCACCAACUGCCCCUGGGACUUGGACACGGCAUUUGUCCGCCGCUUCCAGCGCAGGAUUUGCAUCCCGCUGCCCAACAGAUUGGCGCGACGAGACAUCAUCGGCAAGUGCAUAGGCUCGCAGGAAGUGAACCUGUCCCACACGUUCAUGGAGACCUUGGUGAACCUGACGGAGGGCUUCAGCGGGAGCGACAUUUGCAACGCCGUGUCCGACGCACUCUUCCAGCCCAUACGCCACACGGAAAAGGCAACCGCCUGGGUUUCUUUGCCCGGUGGAAAAGUGACCCCAUGCAGCCCAGACACACACGGCGCAAAAAAGGCAACGCUGCGCGAUAUUCCUCCCGAGAAGGUGCAGCUCCCUAAGCUCACCUUCAUGGACUUAAGGUCCGCGCUGAUGAAGGCGCAUGCGACGGUGACCAAAGAAGAAGUAAAUCAAUUCAACAAGUUUACCGCCGAGUUCGGCAGUUGUGGCAGCUGAGGGAAAGCUGCAUGGCACGGACAAAGUUGUUUCCGUUUGGGAUAGAAUAAGUGCGUUGGUAAAAAUCAGUUUCACGAUUACCCAAAGCGGUGGAAAUGUUUCUGUAAUGUUACCUGUGAUAGUUCCUUCCACCUCUUUCAAGAUGUCCUUAGUGUGGAAAAGUAGGCCAAAGUUCCCUCUAGAUAAGUUUUCUAGACCUCUCGUGAAGGCCCUUCUGCCAGCAGUGGCGAGAGGAUGCACUUGCGGGGAUGUGCCUUUACCUCGUACAAGUUGUAAUAGUUGCCUUGUUAUUGUGACCACGUGAGCUUGCAUGGAGGGAUGUCAACAGCCUCCCUCUCAUUAAUCACAUUUGAAGUUGUUGCAGCCUGAAUGCUUUCUUUCAAUGUGUAAGUGUAAUUUAUUAAACGGAUUGCAACACACCUAUUACAUCCAUGAAGGCCGUCACUGGACAGAGCUAGGGGUGUGUGCUUGUAGAGACCGAUGUAAUUUCAGAAAAAUGUUGAUGGGCUCUCCCAACAGUGUUGUUGCUGCAUGGCGUUUCCAAACGCCUCUGUGCAGCUUGCUUUGACUUAUUCUGAAAUGUUGACGAGGUUUGUUAAUUGCGCCACUGGUAACGCAGCAUUAGAUUAAAUACAGCUCUACAAUUACUGUUAAGUUUUGAUUUAAAGCUUUCGUGACUGCAGGGAUUCAUAUUAUUGGUUCUUUCGGUAAAGUCACGAGGACUGGGAAAUAAUACAAUAAUAAAAAUAUUAAACAAUGAAAUUCUCACGACGUUUCUACUGCAACACAAGCAAUCAUCAAAAUAUCUUGCUGUGGAUUUCACACCUGAUGAUGAUUGCUUGUGUUGCAGUCGAAACGUCGUGAUAAUUGUAUUGGUUUAUAUUUUUAUUACUUUAUUAUUUCCCUUCUACGUGACUUUACCAAAAGAACGAAGGAUACUGUUAAGUUCUUCCUUGAUAGAAAAAAAACACUGGAUGGUCACUUGGCAUUAUUUCCUGAAUGUAUGCGACAUUUAAUGCAGGGUACAAAUUGCUUGUGCUGGAAGUUCGACUGUUCCCAAAGCACUUCAAACCUACUCUUUAUGAUAAUAAUUUAGUUGUAUAGUGUCAUUCAUGCUAACUGCAUCCCACAAUGCUGCACAUUAAUUAUAUAUAAGGGGCCGUCCAUAAAUGACGUCACGCACCUAGGGGGGGGGGGGUCAGACAUUUGUGAUGAUGUGUGACGAGGGGGGGAGUUGAGAAAUGUGACAUCACAUCAAAAUGCGCAACUUUAAAUAAAUAUAAUAGACAACACGUUCUACUUAAUUAAAUAGACUUUCGAUUUAAAGCUUUCGUGACUGCAAGGAUUCAUCUUCUUGGUUCUUUCGGUAAAGUCACUUAGAAGGGAAAUAAUAAAAUAAUACAAAUAAAACUAAAUAUUUCUCACGACAGACGGUGUCUUUCUGACAGACCUGUUCUUCACCUGAGGACGGCUGCGUUGUGGCCGAAACGUGAGAAAUAUUUUAUUAUGUUUGAUUUUUAUUAUUUUAUUAUUUCCCUUCUACGUGACUUUACCGAAAGUACCAAGAAGAUGAAUCCCUGCAGUCACGAAAGCUUUAAAUCGAAAUUUAGACGUCCUUCCCGUUUUGUUUUUAAAUACAGUCGUGUACGUGCAGUGAUUUAUUUCAGCCGGAGUUGCCUGGGGCUGGGCUCUGGAAAAUAAUUCGUGUUGGAUGUUGUUGUGGUGCUGAUAUAUUGCACGAGUAAUUUGAGCCCAUGCCGUAACGCAUAUAAUUAGCCGCGCAAUUAACUCCAACCAAUCAGCAGAGACCGUUCGGGUGUUUUUAAAGUUUGUCUGCUUUCGAGUCAGAAAGCGCCACGAUCGUAGGAAUCGAUUCCAACUCCCUUAACUUUACAACACAUUUUUAAACGUGUCCAUUAUUCUAUUGUACUUUGUAACAAAUCGAUACAACAAAAAAUAAUCUCCCAACAACUGAAUGAUAAUCGCUCAGCCUUCAAUCGUCGUUGAUCACAACUAUUUUACAAAAAGCUUUCGUGACUGCAGUAAUUUAUAUUCUACGUGGCUCUACCGAAAGACCCAAAUAAUAUAUAAUUCCUACUUUGUUGAACACGUAGUAGGCUUUCGCGACAAAUGUCCACAAAGGUGUUUUGGUUAGGGGCCGUCCAUAAAUGACGUCACGCGAUUUUAGACGAUUUUUGACCCCCCCCCCCUCGUCACGCGCGGCGUCACAAAAAGUCAGAUCCCCCCCCCUCAAAUAUGACGUCACAAAGCUCUGCCCCCCCCCCCAAAAAAAUAAAAGAUGCUUCAAAUCGCUUUAAACUAUUGUCAUUGUAGUGCGUAUUUAAUGUGGCGCAGCACUCUU